GAGCAGAGCUGACUUGUGCAGCACAAAUAAGCUGCCAACCCAAACGAGAACCCAAUUUUUUGUUAGACCAAAAAUUCAGUAAAUUAAGAGGGGAGAAACAGUUGAAUCCAUGGCAUCCCACCCAGCCGGGCCCAAAACCAGUUGGAUCGUUAAACUUCUAAACUGUCGUCUGGUAUUUGAAUUUCUCUUUAAUCUGUUUUUGGCUAGAAGUGUGAAACCUGUAGCUUCGAUAAAUCGUAAAGCUUUUUGGAUUAUUAUUAUUAUAUUAUUCAGUUCGAAUUGGGGCUGUUGCCAGAAAGUAGAUUUGGUGCAAACAGUUCACUUUUGGGCACCAACUUUUAAAUGGGGCAUUAGCAUAGCCAAUGUAGCCGACUUCUCUAAACCACCUGAAAAACUUUCCUAUCCUCAGCAAAUAGCUGUUACUUGCACUGGAAUUAUCUGGUCUCGCUACAGCACCGUAAUCACUCCGAAAAACUGGAAUCUCUUUAGUGUAAACGUUGUUAUGGCUGGAACAGGCUUAUACCAACUAGCACGAAAAAUACAACAUGAUUACUCUUCCGAGUCAGAGGCAGAGCCAGCUAUUGUAAAGAAUAAUGAUGAAAUCUUCCAAACUCCUUUGUUUUCUGGGGCAAUAUCAGUCAUCUCCCCUUUUUUUUUUUUUGCAGCUAAUUAAAGUUCACUUGCCUCUAUGGCCUUGUAUUCAAGCAUGCUCUGUUGUGGAAAUUUGUAGCUUGAUGAUGAUUGUCAUUCUGAUUGUAGAGGCAUCAAUAGAUACUGAGCAACAGAACCGCUAAAAAUUCUGAUUAGCGUAAUAAUGCCUUUUAAAAAGUUAAAAUGCUUUUCUUCCUUCAGUUCUCUCGUACAGUC
Molecule: messenger RNA, 867 nt
Organism: Durio zibethinus
Lineage: Eukaryota; Viridiplantae; Streptophyta; Magnoliopsida; Malvales; Malvaceae
Source: RefSeq, a predicted model, not a curated record